This is a messenger RNA of Chara braunii, 4865 nucleotides long. The record is from the annotation of a GenBank genome assembly. Lineage: Eukaryota; Viridiplantae; Streptophyta; Charophyceae; Charales; Characeae.
GGGCGAGGUGCUCAAUGUCAUGCACGAGAAUGGAAGGUCAUGACGACGUUGUCGCUGACAGAUCCGAGAUGCGUUGACUAGCUUGCGUUGACUAGCCUGCGUUGAGUCGUUGACUAGUAAAAAAGUAUGGAAGGCAUUGACUUCUGAGACAGAACGGGAGCUGCGAAGAGGAAACUGGAGGUGUAUUGAAUUAGUCUAUAAUAGUGCGAGAGAAUGGGAAGACGAGGGAGGUGCAUUGUCUAGUAAGAAGAGAACGGGAUUGGUACGGUACAAGGAGGGCGAAGUGUUGAGUGGGGUGAGGGAGGUGACAGCUGGUGAAUGCGAUGACGAGAGGAUGACCCUGAGGCGCGGAAGAGGCGAAGGUAGAAAUCAGAUAUAGACAAGGAAUGGAGGACAAGGAAGGCAACAGAAAGUGAACGCUUGGCGUGAGGGAAUACGAGGAGCAACCGAUAAGAGGUCCACGUGGGAAAACCCGAUAACAGUUUCGUCUCAGCGAGGGAAACCAAAAGAGCGUUCAUUCGUGAUAUUAUGCCUUCAUUGCGUCUUCUGUGAGGAUGGACGUUCGAGGCUUGGGCCGACGAUGUGACCAAGUUGCACAGGGACGGUGACGCUCGGCGAGUUGAGGUCGCGGCCAACAACGAGAGACCAAACAAGUGGCACACAGACGGUGCGGCUGCCGGAGCAAUUUGUAGAAGUGACGUCAACGGAAGCGUGAAGAGAGACAAUAGAAGCGUGAGCGCUGUCCUUUUUCUCGGUUUUGUAACGUUUUUUACUUUCCUUUCUCGGUUUUUAAACGUUUUUUGGGCUGAGCUGCUUGAUACUUUGCCAUCCGAGUGAUGUCAACCUGGCUGGCAGUACUGUGUGAUAGUGUGUGUUCGACAUCUCGUGUAGUUAUAGACUUGUAAUCCGUGUGUUGAUUUCGAUCAUUUCGUUGUUAGACAGUGCUGCUCUAUGUAGUUAGUGAUAGGGGAAACCCAAGGGAGGUGUGUGGCUAUGAUGCUAGGCUAAGCCUGUUUGACAAAAAAACGUGGAUGCCUGUGGGGAAUUGGCGGUAUAAAGGUUUUCUUUUUUUCCGUCUUUUUUGGGGGGGAAUCAGUGUUUUCUGGACUUUGACGGAGAGGUGGCUGAUUUGAUUGACGGCCUGCGUGUGGUAUGAAGGAAAAUUGGACGUAGGUCGAGGACAGAAAACAGUGAAACUGAGUAGGCGAGACAGGAAAUGGGGGCAGAGCAGGACAAGAUGGCGCGUGAGGAAGAUUUGGUCGGCUCUGAGCAACAACAGCUCAUACCAGAGAUGAAGGAUAUGGCGACAUCAGGAAGGGAUGAGGAGGCGUCGUCAAUACCGAGAACAAGGGAGGUGCCAAUAACGACAACGAGAGGAGGGGGCAAGGACGAGGAGGAGGAGGAGGAGGAGGAAAUACUUGACGCUCAGGAAGAGGAGAGGAGAAGGGGAAUUCCCAUCUCCACUGUGACUAAGGUUCCGAGCAGAGAAGAAGGAACAGCAGGUGGUGGUGGAGCCAAGGGAGGAGGAGGUGGCCGUGCCACCUCUCCCAAUCCCUAUCCGACUUAUCAGUCCUUAGGGGCUUCUCCGCAGACGCCUGAGGCGAGCGAAAUGCGCGGGCUGAAGCCUGGCUUUGCGGCACCGGAGCCAGCGGACGAGCCCUUCGACGUUAUGCCAUCUGUCAAGCUGAGGAUCGAGAAAGCGAAGGAGUACGUGCAGGAGGCAUCUCAAACGGCGACGGAGAAGUUGGUCAGCGGAUUGGCGUCGGUUAAGGAUGUGUCUGCCAAAGCGAUUGGUGGAAUAAAAGAGAAGGCCAUGGGUACAGGAGAGGUGGUGAAGGAGAAGGUGGUGGAGGGCGCGAGCGGGACAAAAGAGACCCUGGGACACUUGAAGGACCGCACGGUAGAGGAAGCGGAAGAGAUUGCCGAAGCGGCCAAGGAUAAGGCCCUUCAUGUCAAAGAGGCAUUGGCUGAGAAGCUCGCCUCCACCCGUAGCAGCAGCAGCAGCAGCGCCAGGGGUCAGAUGGAGGAAGAGAGAGUCUCUCCUCAUCGCAAGGUCGUGACAGGUCCUCCUCCGGGGUUUGCCGCCCCCCCAAAGGCCGAAGGGGAAGGCCCAACCAUCGGGGAGGCGCUGCAGAAAGUGACCGAUCGCCUCAUGAAAAAGAUUGUGACCGAGGCUGUGAAGAAGACAGUUUCGGCAGCGAAAGACGCAACGGCUGAGGGCGUGGAGGCGGUGAAGGAACGGUCUGGUGACUCUGCGGAGAAUCUGGAGGCAGUGAAACUCAAGGCGGGAGAGGCCAAGGAGACGUUGAAAUGUAAGGGAGAAGAGGCGAAAGAGGCGUUGAAAUCGAAAAGUGAGGAGGCGAAGGAGAAGGCAGCGGAGAUGGCUGGAAAGCUGAAAGAGGCCACGGCGGAGAAGGCAGCGGAGAUGGCUGGAAAGCUGGAAGAGGGGGCGAAGUCCAAAACAGUAAAGUUGGGUGAGAAGAUCGAGGAGUUGGGAGAAACGAUACAAGAGAAGGUGGAGGGGUCUAAUCAGGAACAUGCAGAGGGUACGCACCAGGGGUCUCAAGAAGAAGAAGAAGAAGAAGGAGAUGGGUCGGAAGUGGAAUCACAUCCAAGGACAGAGAUUGGCAAGCCCGCGGCAGGGAGGGACGAAGAGGAGGAACGGGAGGAGGAACAACGGGAGAAGGAGGUACUCCAAGACGUGCCAGCUGUAGACAUCGGUCACUCUGCUGCGGAAACGGAGAUGGCGACAAGAGUUGAAAAGGACCCGGUUCCAACAUAGAGUUGGCCAUUCCCGAUGGUCGGGACGUGAAGUUUGACCAGGAGAUGCCGGUCCCAACGUAUGGAUGGUAAGUCUGGACGGUCGCGACAUGAAGUUUGACCCGAAGUGGACAGGCGGAAGGUGUGGCGGAGUUUUCGGCACCUCCCUGGUCCCGACGACGUAAGUUUGACCAGGAUCCCGACUGCAUUUGAUUAGCAAUCUGCAUUUGAUUAGCAAUCAAGUUUGAGGAGGAGCGGAAGGAUGGAAGGUUUCGGGUCCGGACGAAGUAGGUUUGAAUAUCCCGGCCGUUGACUGCCUUUGAUUAGCCAUAGUGGUAUUAACGGGAGACGACUUAGUUUUGACCAUCCCGACCGGCGACCGCAUUUGUGAUUAGCGAUGCUGGUAUGAUGACGGGGAGCAACUAGAAGUGAGGAAUCUGAGGAUUCGUACGGGAGGGGAGUGGGAGCUUUCAAGGUGCGACCCAGUGGAGGUCAAGGACUUAGCGCCCAGCUGCCUGCUUAGUGGUUAAGAGUCGUAAGAAUGGGCCUCGCUCCACUACCCCACCAAAUGUGCAAAAUGGGAAUGAAUACACGACCAUAUUUUUUUCGUUGGUGCGUGUGUUGUGAGUACUCUUUAAGUAGGGGAGCGAGGCGCACUGUCAUACGGAGGAGCUGCAGUGGACAAUCAAGGACUCGAUGGAGUGACAGUGGUCUGGAGAUACACGUGGCCAUCGUCAGUCAACGAGAAAGCCCGUCAGCGUAGACAGGCAUGGAUGAGUCCGCGAGGGUUUAGGUAGCAUUUUGGGCGUUUUUUUUCGGCUGACUGUGGGUUCGAAUUUGACCAGGAACAUGCAUGGAAGGCAAGUGUGAGUACGAUGGAGUGACAGUGGUGCAGAGAUAUACGCGGCCAUCGUCAGUCGAAGAGAAAGCUCAUCAGCGUAGACAGGCAUGGAUGAUGGAUGGAGUCCGCGAGAAUGAGGGCGCAGGUAGCAUUUUGGGCUUUUUUUCAGCUGAAUGGAUCUAUAAUUGACCACAAACAUGCAAGGAUGGCAAGUGUUGAGUAUGACGCCACAAACUAGGCGCAGUCUCCUACGCUUUUGGACUUAGUAGUGGUGCGAGUGGAGGUCUGUCAAGUUGAUGUCUUUGACGAGGGUAUAUAGGAUAAUUGGACCUACAUCGAUAACGCGAGCCGAGCUUUGACGAGGGUAUAUAGGAUUGGACCCACAUCGAUAACGCGAGCCGAGCUUUGACGAGGGUAUAUAGGGCCCACAUCAGUAACGCGUGCCGAGCUCAGUGGUCUCAGUGGUAUUUCACCUGAACUGUUGACAACUUGACAUACAGACCCCGGUUGAAAUCCAGAUGAUGCUACAUGAUGAGGAAAACCAAAUAUUUCUUCAUUGCCUUGGGCCGCUCAGGACCGCUCAGGUCAACGAUGCUACUUCUUGUUUUUUUUUUCUUAAUUCUUUUUGUAGAAAAUAAGCUAUAUUCUCGUCUCAGCUAUAUUCUUUUUGUAGACCCCGGUUCAAAUCCAGAUGAUCGAAGCCAGCGGCUUCAAAUCCAGUGAUCCUGACGAGGAAAACCAAAAAGAGGAGCAGCAGCGGCUAUGCAGCGGGUAUGCAGCGAUCUGAAACUUGCCUGAGUAGGAAAGUGUACGGCGCGCAGCAGCAGGUGCUUGGUAAGGUUCUCAACUGAAUAGGGAAAGUGUACGGUAUCGUAGCCUUAAUAGAAAGUGAAGGGUACUUGUCCUAUUCUCUGCAGACUGCAGUUAACGCUGCCCAUGCCCAAGCAUGUGAAUAUGUUAGUCGAGGAUAGAAAAGGGGCCACGGGUUCCAUGUCUAAGCGUGUUGAAUUUGUUCGUCUAAGAUUAGAAAUGUGAAGGCCCUGAAGGGGUCUCGAGGGAGUGUGAUUGCCUGUUCUCUCCUUUUCUUCCUUUUUUUUCUUUUUGGUUUUUUUGUUGCCUGUUCUCUCCGCGUUUACGUUGUUUCUCCUGAAGCGUCUGGAAAGGCUGACGAUGCCUAUUAGGAUGGUACUACGUAGUAGUAGGGAGCUCCUAAGAACCUGUGAAAUCGUAGUUUGUGGUGUAUAAAUCAAUAUUAACCAUUUGG